ACCUGUAAGGCGGGACUUACAUUUCUACAUCCGCCAUAUUGGGCGUUCCAAUUACUCCCGUUCAUUUUAAUAUAAGUGCUCCACCUCCUACUAAAUCGUCUCUGUUUUUAGUCUCUUCUUGCUAACCGCCAUUCUGUCAGAACCGGAUACAGCGAGGGAGUCGGUACAGUCGGAAGUUUGUAGACCGUUGCAAGUGUGUUUUGUUCUAUUCGUUUUCUCAUAUGUCCAGCAAUAAUUUUUCACUGGUAAUAAGGCUGUUUGUCUCAGUUAGAUCAGGUGUUUGAUAAAUUGGCACGGAAACGGUGGGAAUGGUUUAAUAAUCUACGGCUCGGUUCACUCUUGGUAGAGUUUCGGAUCUCCAGCUUCACCCGGUUUACCGGGCAGGUUCAGCUUGCACAGUUUGUCGCUGGAUAUGGCAGGCGGAUUGAAAGAGGGAUUCUUGCGUCUCGGGUACUAUCUGCUGGACCCGGAGCACGUCGCGCGCUUCCAGCGACUAUGCGGGGUGCGCGGGACCGACACGCGUGUCAAAGUCAUUAACGGGGCACCGUGUAUCCGCCACGGGGAUGUUCAAAACGGAGGUGGGGAUGGCAUCCGCCGGAGAACAGCAGAAGCUGAGACCGACGGGGAGAAGCGCAAAAACGGUGAGGCGAACGGGGCGGUAGUGCCUGCUUCAAGAACCGGGAACGGUCAGCCCGGCGGGCGAGACCCAGAUGAGCAUCUGGAGGACGGCUCUGAACCGGACGAUGCUCGGGGAUCCACGGUGAAGCCGUUGCGCAGAAACUCUCUCACCGGAGACGUCGGCCAGGAGUUUGUCAUCGAGAACAAGUUUCUCUUCUACCUUUUCACGUUCGGUACCGAGCUUGGGAAUGAGCUGUUCUACAUCAUGUUCUUCCCGUACUUCAUGUGGAACGUGGACGCGUACGUCAGCCGGCGGCUCGUCGUGGUCUGGGUGUGGGUUAUGUAUCUCGGACAGUGCACGAAAGAUGUGAUCCGUUGGCCGAGGCCCGCCUCUCCGCCGGUGGUCAAAGUGGAGAUGUUCUAUAACUCUGAGUACAGCAUGCCCUCCACUCAUGCCAUGUCCGGUACAGCCAUACCGGUGAGCCUGUUCCUGCUGACCUACGGUCGGUGGGAGUAUCCAUUGUUGCUGGGUCUCUCUCUGGCUCUCAGCUGGUGUGUGCUGGUGUGUUUGAGCCGCAUAUACAUGGGCAUGCACUCCAUACUGGAUAUCAUUGCCGGUGUCCUCUAUAGUUUGCUGAUCCUGGUGGUCUUCAGUCCUGCUCUGGACAUCAUUGACACCUUUAACUGCACUCAUCGUUUUGCCCCUCUCCUCAUUAUUUCUCUUCACGUGGGACUGGGCCUCUUCUCUUUCACCCUGGACACCUGGAGCACCUCGCGUGGAGACACCGCCCAAAUCCUGGGCUCUGGGGCGGGUAUUGCCUUGGCAUCCCACAUCAACUACAAACUGGGCCUGCUGCCAGACCCACCUGCGUCGAUGCUGCCUCUCUAUCCUCAACCUCUCACUCUUAGCUUGAUCGGGCUGUGUCUGCUUCGCUUUUUCCUGGGUGUCAUCAUUCUCCUGGCUACCAGAGCCGUAAUGAAGGCUCUCACCAUCCCGCUUGUGUGUCGGAUCGUUGGGAUUCCGAGUGACGACGUUCGGAAGGCCAGGCAGCACAUGGAGGUGGAGCUGCCAUAUCGAUAUAUCGUCUAUGGAACGGUGGGGGUCAAUGCAUUUUUUCUUGUGCCUUUCCUUCUUGGACAUAUGGGCCUGAUUUGAUUAGGUGGAAGAGACAUCCGAUGAGCUUUCAGCCAAUAAGAGCCCAUUUGGACUGCAUAGGCCCCUCCCCAAUCAAUGAUUGAUUAGAACAAAUGCCAGUCAUUUUACACUAAGCUGCAGCUGCACCUUGCAAAUGUUCCAUAAAUAUAAAUUGUCCUCCUUCGUUGUUGUUCAUUUAUAUUUUAGAAAAUUAUCAAAUCUGAACACCUGUAUUUGGUGUUAUCCUUGAUUCAGAAAAUUCUGCCCUUUUCUAUAUAGUUUGCAUUGCCUAUAUUGAUAUAUAUAUAUUCUAAUCUAAAAUCUUAUUAGAAAAGUUUGUAUCUUAAAGAGCUUUUCAAAGUUUUCUCAAGCAAUACAGUGGUUUAUUGUAUGUUUAAUUAUCAUACACUUGAGGCUAGUUUCGUUAAUACCAUGGUAAGUUUUUGUUAGGAGGACUCAAACUCUUGCAUCAAGAGUUGAAAAUGCUUCAUGCUAAGAGAUGGAAAUCUCUCAGCUUUGUUUUGUCACUGAUCAGGUGAAACUGAUGCAUAUGAGUGUUAAUCUGUCUACCAUAGAUUGGCCAAAACUGUUGACAGCAUUUAUAUUUCUCUUGUUUCAGAGACUCGAAAAAAAUUAAAAGAAAUGUUCACCCAAAUUUGAAAAUCUUGUCAUCAUUUUCACUGCCCCAAUGUCAUUAAAAUUACAUACUGUCUUCUGUGAAACACAAGGCAAGAUUUUCAGCAAAAUAUCAGCAUUCUUUUGCAUACAAGGAAAGUGGAUGGUUAAUUGUACUACUAAGCUCCGAAAAGGACAAAAAUCACUGUAAAAGGAUAAUAAAUGAAGUAGUCCAUAUGACUUGUGUGCUAUAUUUCAAGUCCUCUGAAGACAUACGAUAGCUUAAUGUGAGGACCAGACUGAAAUUUAAGGCAAAUCUCAUUGCGUUUAUUUUUUAUUUUUAUAUAUAUAUAUAUAUAUAUAAAUAAUGGCGUUUGCCAUCAAAAGCCACUCCUAUCAUAAUGGUUAGCGAUUUGGGAUUAGCGUACCUUUUUGGUACUUUUGGUGUUCCAGAUGUGUAGCCUCUGUUCUAAUACAGAUCUAUUGCUCCAAAGACUCUUCCUUCUUUUUGGAUGAACAUUUUUUAAGCAUUGGCUGCCUUAUCUGACCACUUAGGAACUAGAUUUCCAGGUUAAACCCAACCAUGGUUGUUGUGUACAUUAAAAGUCUUGGCGAUGCACUAGUGAUUCUGAAUAUUGUUUAACAUUUGAAUUGGUUUUAUAUGUUUCAUUGUUUUUAGAUCGAAUACAUGUCAAGAAGUCUGACUUAAAAUCAAAUUGUUUUAUAUUGUAAAUUUCUCAAUCUGCUCUCAUUCCCUGUAAGUUGCUACUUUAAUACGGUACUGUGUGUAUGUUUAUAAGUAUGUGUGAUUUUAUUAUUCUCAAUGAAAAGGCACCACUAUUAUGAACAGAGUAACAAAUGCAUACAAUAGUAUUUAGGAGUGUUUUAAGUCAUAUUGCAACAAAGUAAACUUCAGGGUUGUCCAGUCUUGUUGCCUUUUCAUAAUCAAGGUUGUGUUUAAUGUAUAGUUAAGAUGUAUAUGUGAUACUGUUUUAAAAUGCACUGUUCCCAGAAUGCACUGCUCUGCUAUCUGCUGUUGUAUGUCUGUGUUGCUGUGUUGACUUGCGCUUGGGCUUGCGUGACAUGGCCGAUUGUGUGUGUUUUUACCCUUCCUGUGGCCUUGUGUGUCUUGCACACAUGCAAGUUCCUUUUUUUGUGCUGAAAAGGAAGGUAAAUUCCCAUUUCGUCAUUUUUGUUAUCAUAAUUGUUUUGGAUUCACAGAACAAUGAGAAAAAAAAAUACAAAUUCUAUCAACUGGAGCAAAUGUUAACUUUUGCCCAUUCACUGAUGUAUUCAUUUAAAACAAUUCAGAUUGCCAUCAUUUUAAAUUCAGAGGACGUAUGGAAGAGAAAUGAUGGACAGCACAUGGGUAGGGAAGAAUAAGCAAAAAUCUAUGUUUCUUUUGUUGUGAGUGACCAACUGUGUGUGUUCCUUACUGCAAGAUUCCCUGAGUGAUUUUGUAAAAUAAAUCUGUGGUGGGUUUGUGAAUAGCAAUAGUUAGCAUUUAUGCACUAGUAAAGCAGAAACUCAGAGAAAACGUACAAUUUCCAGGUUAUAAAGUAACCCAUUAUUUAACUAAAAGUGUUUUUAUGACCAAAUAUAGUACCUCCAGAUAGUAGCUGUCUUUAAAUAAACUAUGUAAUGUUUCUAUGAAAAGGCUAAGAUGGGAAUCUGCAUCUGCCGAUUUUUGCAGAUUUGAAACGGCAGUCAUUCACAAAGUUUUACAUGACCCCCACUCCUUGCUUGUUAAAUAUUUUUGGCUAAUUUUAUAAUGCUCUUAGCUACCAAUAAAAGUGUAGUAAUCUCAGGUCCCCCACAUCAGUGCAGAAAAUAUAAGGAAGUCCCACAGAUUCCAUAUGGGCCUGUUCCAUGACUCAGAUUAAGCUGUUGUCGUGAGAAACUAGUCCAUUGGUCAAAUUCUCAUUUAAAAGUGCAUUCUUUUCUGUGUUUUGGCUUCCUGUGGGUUUUACAGGCAAGACUAUGACUUAAUCUGGAUAAACAGAUUCUAAAUUAACUACCACACAAUGCCUUUUUUUUAUUAAAAAAAUGUUGAUAUUCUGUGGUGUUUGAUAUUGAUGAACACAGCGACUCUUAUUCAGAGUGGUUUCUUUUUCUUACUGUUUUUGUAUGUGACAAAUCUGAACUGAAAAAAUUGAACUGGGGAUGAGAAUGACUGAUUGCUGCUCGGUCCACCCUGGUUUGUCCAUGAUUACAUCCUGUUUACUAUGUUCGCAAACAAGCAACAAAAAUAAAGUUUGAGGAUCAGCAUCUU
Myxocyprinus asiaticus (Chinese sucker) is the source of this 4640-nucleotide messenger RNA. RefSeq names its product sphingosine-1-phosphate phosphatase 1-like. The transcript is spliced from 3 exons. The record is from RefSeq and is a predicted model, not a curated record. Gene Ontology annotation, biological process: phospholipid dephosphorylation; sphingosine metabolic process. NCBI's taxonomy places the organism in Eukaryota, Metazoa, Chordata, Actinopteri, Cypriniformes, Catostomidae. Gene Ontology annotation, cellular component: endoplasmic reticulum membrane. Gene Ontology annotation, molecular function: sphingosine-1-phosphate phosphatase activity. Bases 413 to 1774 code for a protein of 453 amino acids.